Molecule: messenger RNA, 1413 nt
Organism: Penicillium olsonii
Lineage: Eukaryota; Fungi; Ascomycota; Eurotiomycetes; Eurotiales; Aspergillaceae
Source: the annotation of a GenBank genome assembly
AUGGCGGAAAGUACAACUCCAAAGCGACGGAUAUACCUCAAUGGCUUCGACAUGUUCACAGUAGGCCACCUUUCCUUCGGUCAAUGGAGAAACCCAUGCGACCGCUCAGCAACUAAGCGACGAGACUUGUCGUAUUGGACCGAUUUGGCCAAGAUCCUGGAAAAGGGCGAUUUCAAUGCGCUGUUUCUAGCCGACACCUUCGGUCUGUAUGACACCUACAAGGGCACUGCAGAGCCCGCGAUCCGAAACGCCGCCCAGUACCCUAUGGGUGACCCUGCGAUACCAAUCUCUGCUAUGGCAUCGGUGACCAAGAACCUUGGAUUUGCGAUCACAACCUCAACCUCAUACGAAGCUCCAUACGUUGUCGCAAAGAGAUUUUCGACACUGGACCAUCUGACUGGGGGCCGAUUCGGGUGGAACAUUGUGACAUCCUGGAAGCAAUCGGCCGCAAAAGCUGUGGGCUUGCCCCUGGUAGACCACGACAAGCGGUACGAGAUUGCCGAUGAGUACCUGACAGCUCUAUACAAGUUGUGGGAGGGCAGUUGGGCCGACGAUGCUCUUCAAGAAGAUGCCACAACAGGCGUGUAUGCUGACCCGAGUCGAAUCAAGUAUAUCCACCACCAGGGCGAGCAUUUCCAGUUCGAUGGUCCCCAUAUUCUAGAUCCGUCUCCACAGCGGACUCCAUUCCUCUUUCAGGCUGGCACCUCUCCUGCAGGAGUAUCCUUCGGCGCCAAACACGCAGAAGGCAUCUUCGUAUCAGCCCCAUCACCCCACAUCCUCGCCCCACGCAUCCGUGCAAUCCGCGAAGAAGCAGCGAAAAAUGGUCGGGAUCCCCGAUCUGUGAAGGUAUUCGCUAUUCUCACGCCGAUAGUGGGGCGCACCGAAGAGGAAGCGCAAGCCAAGUACCGCGAAGCACUGGCGAAUGCAAGCGAGGAAGCUGGCCUGGCCUUCUUCUCCGGGGGAAGUGGAAUUGACCUUAGUCGAUUUGACUUGGACACACCGAUCAAGCCGACAGAUGUGCAUGUUGAUGCUCGGGUUCAUUCCACGAUCAAUACGCUCAGUUACCAGAGUCCUGAUGUCCCGGAAUGGACGCCAAGGAACAUUGGCAAGCACAUUUCAAUUGGUGGGGCUGGGCCGGUUCCUGUUGGAUCCGCGAGUGCUGUCGCGGACUUUUUGGAGGAAUGGGUCCGUGUGGCGGACUUGGAUGGAUUCAAUAUUGGCUAUGUUCAGACACCGGGGACCUUUGAGGAUGUUGUUGAGCUUCUCGUGCCCGAGCUGAGAAAGAGGGGCGUGUAUGCGCCCCUGAAUGAGAGUGGUACAAUGCGCGAGAGAGUCUACGGCGCCGGUCAGAAGCGUUUGAGGGAUGACCAUUUCGGAAAGAGGUACGGAUAUGAGGUGUACGAUGGGCAGUAA